ACUAGCCAGUUCCCUCCAGCAGCAGAGAGCUUCAUUUUCUGAUCUGCUUUUGUGCUAAAAUGGAGGCUGGCCUCUCGCCCUGAGUUGAUCGCCUUCCUGGUUGAGGUUUAGAUGUUGACAUGCAAUAAAUCUGGAGACAGGAUGGUUGUUGAUGCACCUAACUCCAAUGGGCCUUUCCAGCCGGUGGCUCUUAUGCACUUCAGAGAUGUGGCCCCGGCAGAGCAGGAGAAGCUCUUCAUCCAGAAGCUACGACAGUGCUGUGUCCUUUUCGACUUCCUGUCCGACCCGCUGAGCGACCUGAAAUGGAAGGAAGUGAAGCGGGCGGCGCUGAGCGAGAUGGUGGAGUACAUCACCCACAACAGGAAUGUCAUCACAGAGCCCAUCUACCCGGAGGUGGUGCACAUGUUUGCAGUGAACAUGUUCAGGACAUUGCCUCCAUCGUCCAACCCCACUGGAGCGGAGUUUGAUCCAGAGGAGGAUGAGCCCACGCUUGAAGCUGCAUGGCCACACCUCCAGCUCGUCUACGAAUUUUUCCUUAGGUUUUUAGAAUCGCCCGACUUUCAGCCCAACAUAGCGAAGAAAUACAUCGACCAGAAAUUUGUUAUGCAGCUCCUAGAUCUAUUUGACAGUGAAGAUCCCAGAGAGAGAGACUUCCUAAAAACCACCCUCCACAGGAUCUAUGGAAAGUUCCUUGGGCUCCGAGCAUACAUCAGAAAACAGAUUAAUAACAUUUUCUAUAGGUUUAUCUAUGAGACAGAGCACCAUAAUGGUAUAGCAGAACUACUGGAAAUACUUGGAAGCAUAAUCAAUGGAUUUGCCUUACCACUCAAAGAAGAGCACAAGAUUUUCCUGUUGAAGGUUUUAUUGCCUCUGCACAAAGUCAAAUCACUCAGUGUCUACCAUCCACAGCUGGCCUACUGUGUGGUGCAGUUUUUAGAAAAGGACAGCACUCUAACCGAGCCGGUGGUAAUGGCUCUUCUAAAGUACUGGCCAAAGACUCACAGUCCCAAGGAAGUGAUGUUCCUCAACGAGCUGGAGGAGAUCCUGGAUGUGAUCGAGCCCUCUGAGUUUGUCAAAGUACAGGAGCCUCUUUUCAGACAGUUGGCCAAAUGUGUGUCCAGCCCGCACUUCCAGGUGGCGGAGAGAGCCUUGUACUACUGGAACAACGAGUACAUCAUGAGUCUGAUCAGUGACAACGCAGCCAAGAUUCUGCCUAUCAUGUUCCCUGCUCUGUACCGCAACUCUAAGACCCACUGGAACAAGACCAUCCACGGCCUCAUCUACAACGCUCUGAAGCUCUUCAUGGAGAUGAAUCAGAAGCUCUUUGAUGAUUGCACACAGCAGUUCAGGGCGGAGAAAAACAAAGAGAAGGCAAAGUCAAAAGAACGUGAAGAGGCUUGGAUCAAAAUCGAGAACCUUGCCAAGUCAAAUCCACAGUUCUCUAUGUAUGUUGAUUCCUCUGACCUCAAUAGUCCUGUAGCAAUGGAGACGGAUAUCCCUUUGAUAGAAGAUGUUCAGAGGUUAAAAAAGACAGUUGAGGAGGGCGCGACUCAGUUGCAGCAUGACCAUCGGAAAGAGCGGCCUAUGGUGCGACGCAAAUCUGAGUUGCCUCAGGAUAUCUACACCACAAAAGCCUUGGAGUCCCACCGCAGAGCUGAAGACAUGUUGACCACCCACGAUGGACUCUAGUUAUCCUGUUACCUGCCGGCUCUUUUGGUUCAACUGCCCCCCUUUUACCCUCAGUAGAGACACGGACAUCCUCUCCGCCCAGUUGCCAGAAUUAUUGGUUAACCACGCUGGGCUCUCCAUCCAUCCUCCUCAACAUCAAUUUACCCACAAUCCUCGGCUCUCCUUCAUUCCUGCUGCCCCAGUGCAGACGCCCUGAAUCCCCCCCCCCGUCCCUCUGAUUUCUGCUUUCUCAGGUUUUAUUUGUCUUUAUUUGGAGACGAGCGGGAGUGUGUUUGUGUGUCUCUUAGCCCUUGCCACGUUCAGUGUGUUCUCUAGUUAUCCCCCCUAUCAGUUCCGUUCUUUUCUCCCUCCAGCCGCCCCCCCACCCCCCCCCCCCCCCCCUCUCUGCACUCACUGUAAAUGUGGAACCUAGGAGAAACGGGCGUCACAAAGCUGGUUCCUUCAUUCCUUCCUGGAAACGUGUUCACAAUGGAUUGGACAUGGAAACAUAGGAACUGACUGACUCACUGUCUAAGGAUCAUCUCUCGGUCUCUGCUUGGUUUUCUUUUCUGUUUAAGGGAUCAAGAACAGAACCGGUUGGUGAAAGGUGAAAGAUGAAAGACGAGACUUUCCUGUCAAUCUGUCGUAUGUUUUUUUUUUUUUUUGUUGUUGCUCAAACUAACGGACAUCUUGUCAGUGCCAAGACCGUUGUGUUCUUUGCGUUUGUUUGUGUCAUGUUUCUACGUGUGACUUUAACAGGGACACUUGCCUUUGUUUUUUCACUGGUGUUUAAGGGUUUUUAAAAAUUUUAGUUUAGAGUACGCCAGACCAAACUGAGGCCUGUCCUCAGCCUUGCAAAUGUCCAGGAAAGAUGGCGAGGAAAGAAGACGUUGUCCUGUGGACAUCCAACACUUUCCAUUUUAUUGUUUUUGUGCCAUAUGCCGCUCUUUUGAUAUGCUUGCUUCCCUAUGUUCAUUGGCAAUAUUUGACAACCCAGACCAUAGUGAUGUGUAUACAGUUCAAACAAUGGUACUAACUGAUGUUCAGUUCAGUGGAUUAUGAUGAACAUGAUUGAAAGCUGCAUGUCUUUGCUACCUUUAGUAGCAUUAGCUGAUGCUUGGAUGUAGCAAGGAGAACCUUCAGUUGCACAAAAACAACCGAAUAUAAAAGACGAGAGAGAGAGUGGUGUAGGAUUUUAUAUAAACUGUCCAAUGAAUAGGAAUGAUUGUCUUUAUAAAGGAAAUAUAAUCAGAAACUAGAUCAUGUGGAAGAAGAUA
Molecule: messenger RNA, 2945 nt
Organism: Labrus bergylta (ballan wrasse)
Lineage: Eukaryota; Metazoa; Chordata; Actinopteri; Labriformes; Labridae
Gene: ppp2r5ca
Product: protein phosphatase 2, regulatory subunit B', gamma a
Biological process (GO): signal transduction; protein dephosphorylation
Cellular component (GO): cytosol; nucleus; protein phosphatase type 2A complex
Molecular function (GO): protein phosphatase activator activity
Source: RefSeq, a predicted model, not a curated record